Candidozyma auris is the source of this 378-nucleotide messenger RNA. RefSeq lists its product as uncharacterized. The transcript has a single exon. NCBI's taxonomy places the organism in Eukaryota, Fungi, Ascomycota, Pichiomycetes, Serinales, Metschnikowiaceae. The record is from RefSeq and is a predicted model, not a curated record. Bases 1 to 378 code for a protein of 125 amino acids.
AUGUCUGACGCCUUUAAUAAUUACUGCAUUGCCUGUGACCAGUUGUGUUCUCCCAACUCGGUCUACUGCCUGACUACUUGUCGUGAAAGAGACGAACACCCUCUAGCUAGCUCGUUGAAAUGCUCAGAUAUCGUAUCUCCCUUGCUUACGCCGUCUUUGUACCAGCUGUCGGCGGAGAGUGAUAGUGCCAGCGACGUUGGCAGCUCGCUACUCACUACAAGUGAGCUCAACAACUCGCCGUUGCUCUUGGCCACGGACCUGAAGGAAGCAGAUGUGAGGGACUUGAACCUCAACUACCUGGUAAGCCAGAGCCAGCCGCUGUUGGGUCCCCUGGCGCUGACAUCACAUAACUACCGGUUGUGGCUUGGUGUUUUGUGA